This is a messenger RNA of Ruditapes philippinarum (Manila clam), 3563 nucleotides long. RefSeq lists its product as uncharacterized. Gene Ontology annotation, molecular function: protein binding. The transcript has 2 exons. The coding region runs from base 122 to 2227 and encodes 701 amino acids. The record is from RefSeq and is a predicted model, not a curated record. NCBI's taxonomy places the organism in Eukaryota, Metazoa, Mollusca, Bivalvia, Venerida, Veneridae.
AUUUCCCUUUCAUUUUAUUCAAAACCAAAAGAGGAAGUAAAAAUAGAAAAAUUCCAUCUACCUGGUCAAAAGGAAAGUAACCGUUUUUCUUGUACUACAGUAUUAAAUACAGCAUUCAAAAAUGUUUCAAGAACCUGACUACAGCGAAAACCUAUCACUGAUGUUAUCAGAGGCUUUACACGACAUUGGUGUCAAUGAAAAUAUAGUGAUGAGAAGGAGAAGACAUUUCAUGCUGAGAGAGACUAUGGGUAAUAUCACGUCCAGAUUAACCGAUCAAAAGGAAACUAACUAUUUUCUAGGGAGUCAGAGUGAAGGAACAACUACUAAAGGACUUGAUUCAGACACGGAUGUGCUAAACUGUCGGCAUAAUUACAAUAUAAUACAAGACUGGUCAGAGUGGGAACACGGCAAGUUUAACUACCUCAUGAUACAGGAUGAGAACACUACCCCCGGCUAUUGUUUCUUGCAACUGCUCAAAGAUGAUGAACCUCUGCCUGCCACUGUCAAUCAUAAUGUACACCAUUUUACUGAUAGAAGAGGAAGAAUAUUGUAUAAAAACACAAUGAUUAAUAAUUUUCUUGUGGGUGCAGUUCAGCAUGGACCAUCUAUUGCUCAACAAGGACAACCUGGAUUAUGUGAUUUAGAUAGAGUAUUUGCUUUUCCAUGUAAAUCAUGGCCUCAAUCAGCAUCAGGUUUGUCAGAGAGACAAGGAAUUGGCAGAUGGCCAACACAAAAGAUGAUAAGAUAUGCAGCUAGUACUGAUUGUUUUGUUGUUCCAACAGGAAGUAAGGUCAGUGAAUAUCCUGAACUGGAAUGGAGAAUAUCUUCAAUAUUGGCAGAGAGAUGUCUAAUGAAUAAUCUAAAUAUAACACAAAUAAGGUGCUAUGUGUUACUGAAAAUGAUUCUUAAGUCCUUCCUUAAUUCUCAAGAUGAGGUCAAUGUAUCAAGUUUUAUGUGUAAAACAGUCCUAUUACAUUGUAUAAAAAAGAGAGAACCAAGUAUAUGGAAAGAUUACAAUUUAUUGACAUGUUUAACAUUCUGCUUAUUGGAAUUACACAGCUGCAUACAGAAUGAUAGUUGUUCACAUUUCAUUAUACCUGAAAAUAAUUUGAUGGCAGGGCAAUUUACAGUGACAGAGACAAAAAAUGAACUUUUAAAAAAUAUUUGUGAACUUAUACAGAAUGAUAGACAACAGUUACUUAGUAUUGAUAUUGAUGAUCUCGGCCAUAGACUUCAAGUUAAACUGUACAGGGUACCACAUGGAGCAUACUAUUUUCCUUCUUCUUUUGAAAUAUAUGAAGAAGUUUUCACUUGGGUAUAUAUAGAUAUUGCAACCAUAAUAAGUGUAGAGCACAUGCUUAUUUUAAAACAUUUACACAACGAAAACAUUAGAACAAUGAAGCAUCAUAUAGUUAAAUUGAUGAACUUCAGUGAUAAUGGUAAUAGAUUAGAACAUAUUGCAUUCAAGUUUCUUGCACCAUUUCUUUUUACAACAUAUGGAUCUAUCCUAGCAUCAUCAAGCAUUGCUGAAAAUAAUCAAGUGUCACAUCAAGAACUGAUCUGCCUAUCAGCUGGUUUAAACUCAGAUAUUGCAUCAAGCAAACUUAAAUUGGCUUCAGUGUUCUACAGUACAGGAGAUAUGGAGAAAGCUGAACUAAUUCUGAGAAACACUGAGCAACAAUAUAUCUCUCUUCCUGUUUUACCUCUCUGUAGAUGCUGGAUAAAGGUUAAACCUUCUGUAACAGCAGAAUUUAUGAGAGUAUGUAGUGAACAAAAUGAGGACUGUAUCAAACAUAUUACAGCAAUGUGUGUCAGAUUCAUACAAAAAGAGAUCAACUGUGUUCCUCAUGAACUACAAUAUGAAAUGUUCAGAUCUACACAAGGUGACAUGAUACACAGACUUGAGUAUAAAGACUGUUGGAUGGACUGGGCUGUAGUUGAUUCUCUACCUUUCCUGUACUUCCUACAAUACAAGAUCUACAGUCAUCUACAAAGGCAUCAAGCUCAACAACAAGCGCUUAGUAAACUUAUAAGAACCAUAGAAACUGAUAAAAAUCUUAAACAUAGAGAAACAGCUCUCAACAUUUUAGGACAAUGUAUGGAACAAGAAAACAGACCACAAAAAGCAUUUAACUGCUACCUGCUUUCUCUGCAACAAAGGGCAAGAAACAAUGCAGCAUAUAUCCAUAUAUGUAAGCUCCUUUCUGGCUUAGUGGUUAACCAAUAAAAUGAAGACAAAAUUAGGCAGUAUAUUUAUGGCUUGUUUACAAUGAUCGUAUACUGUUUGUGUGUAUCAAACUGAUUCAAAUGUCAAAAAAAGACCUGUCAUCAUUUAUUUUUAUAACAAUAUUAUUUUGGAAUGCCAUUAAUCUUAAAUUGAAAGAAUUAAUCCAACUUUAAUGACUUUGAUUAUCUAAUUUUACAUUUAGACAUUAAAAAUUUAAGCACCACAUUGCUCAUGAAAACAUAUUUUAAAUUUUUGUUAAGUUUUUCGUUACAUUAAUAAAAACGUCUAUUUCAUUUGUGGAGAGUCAGUAAAAAUACAAAACUUGGUGUCUGGGAUUUAAAUUAAAUUAAAUUGUUCUACAUGUAUGUGUGACAUUUUUUUUAAACUGGCAUGAACAUGCCUUGGCCAUUGUAAUAUUGCAGCACAUCAGCACGACUUAGAAGUAGGGAUGCAAUUUAAUUUUAGCGAGAAUAGUUUUUACUUCUAAUACAGCCUGAUCUUGCACUAUAAUGAAAAUUUUAAUAAUUAAUGAAUUUUUAACAUCCAAUGUAUCACGUUACUUGUGCUGUUUAUCAUUAUUUUGUCAAACUGUAAAAAUUGGCGAUGACAAAGUUCAGUCUGAGCACAAAUGAGCUAAAAGGAGGGCAUGUUUUAUGCCAUAUGGCGUCAAUAGCACGCAGAGCUGCAUUACUGGUACUGGUACAACAGUACUUACUGCAGCGAUUUUGCAAGUACUGGUACUGAUACUGAAUUACUAUCACAAAAUUUUGCUACUACUGGUACUGCUACUGCAUUACUAAGCAGUACUUUUGGUUUUGAUAAAAAAAAGCUUCAAUUUUUCUCAUAAAAUAAAGGUGUCAAUUACAUUAUUUUUUUUUUUUGUGAAAAAGUAAGUUAUAAAAUCUAUAGAUAAUUGCUGCAAUAUUCCAUCAAAUGUUAACAUAGUAUUUAUCAUAAAAAACACCAAAGACUUUAAGUAAAAAUUAAAUUGAGAUACACAGACUCAAUAACUCUUUAUCCUAAAAUAUCCUUAUUAAAAUAUUUUAUUACUAAAAAUGUAUUUACUAGUAAAAGAGCAAAAUAAUAACUAGUUAAUUGCUUCUAUUCUAAAUAAUCCUAUUUCAAGUGAUAUUGUUAGCACCAUAAAAAGUUGUUAUUUACUUUGGUAUAAAUUGAACAGAGGUGUGAAAGGCAACAAAAGACUGUUGUGUUUUAAAUAAAGAUAAUUGCAUUGUAUUACAGUUGACUGGUUACUUAACAAUAAGAUAUGACAUGAAUAUAUGUUGUAAAUAUUGUUUGUAAAAAGUAUGUUAAAACAAUAAAGUUGUAAAAAUGU